AAGGAAAGGAUUUUCUUUUGUGUCGCCAUCGCCACUCGAAAAAUUGAAAGAAUUUUAUCUUAAUUACACAAAAUAACAGCGGAAGUGCUAACUACGCGAUGGCCCAAAACAAAACGGACCUUAUGGCCGUUUUGGCUGUUCUGAAAAAGUACAACUUAAAGGGAGCUGAAGAUGUUCUUAAAAAAGAAGCCGGCCUUUCGGAUGUUCCGGAAAAUGCCGCCGGCGAAGCGGAUGUUAACAGCGUGCUGGCAGCGUAUAAAAGUGAAGGAGAUCCAGAUAUUUAUGAACAAUCAUAUAUGGAGCUGCGCAGGUUUGUGGAGGAAUCGCUGGACAUCUACCGACACGAAUUAGCUCUGAUAUUGUACCCGGUACUGGUACACAUGUACAUUGAAUUGCUGUACAAUGGUCAUGAAGAGCAGGCGAAAAAAUUAAUAACCAAAUUCGGUCCAGAGCAGGAGUAUUACUAUCAGGAUGAGCUAACGAAAUUAGCCAUGGUGACCAAGAGAGAUCAAAUGAGCGGGAACGAUUUGACUGAUACUUUUAAAUCAAAUGCAUUUACUAUCCGUAUUUCGCGAGAUACACUGUCGUUGCUGAAACGACAUUUACACGAGAAGAAAGCUUCCGUCAUAUUGAACAUCGUUAAUGAGCACUUGUUUUUUGAUCUGUACGAAGGUGUGGCUCGUAACAAGGCACAAUGUGAUGCCACUUCCGGAGCGAUGAUUGGUGAAGCGAAACGUCUGGAUAAUAAAGUUAAGGUAUACUAUGGAUUGUUGAAGGAACCGGAUGUUCAGACGUUAGUUCAGGCUCCGCCUGAGGAAGACGAUGAUAUGGAUCCAGAUGCACCGGAUAAGCCUAAAAAGAAAAAACCUAAAAAGGAUCCAUUGUUUUCGAAGAAGUCGAAAUCAGACCCGAACGCACCAGCAUUGGAUCGAAUCCCACUUCCAAAGCUUAAGGAUGUUGAUAAGGUGGAAAAAAUUAAAUCCCUACGAGAGGCCUCAAAACGGGUUAACUUGGGACCGGAUUGCUUACCGUCCGUUUGUAUGUAUACGAUGUUGAAUGCAAACUACACUGUGACAUGUGCGGAAAUUUGUGAAGACUCCAGCUUGAUUUCGAUAGGGUUUUCCGAUUCUUCCAUAAAAGUUUGGUCCCUUUCGCCGGUCAAACUACGUGAAAUGAAGACUGCCGAUCAACUGAAAGAGAUAGAUCGUGAUGCGGAUGAUGUUUUGAUUCGUAUGCUGGAUGAUCGGAAAGCGGAAACCAGUCGCGUACUGCACGGUCAUAGUGGCCCGGUGUUUCGUUGCGCAUUUUCACCGGACAGAACCAUGCUGCUGUCCUGUUCAGAAGAUUGCACUAUUCGACUAUGGUCGCUGCACACCUGGACCUGUGUGGUGGUGUACAAAGGACAUCAGUUUCCCGUUUGGGAUGUACGCUUCUCACCACAUGGGCACUAUUUUCUGAGCUGCUCGCACGACAAAACGGCUCGCCUUUGGGCGACGGACUCUCACCAACCGCUACGCGUAUUCGCAGGUCAUUUGUCGGACGUUGAUGUUUGCAUCUUUCAUCCAAAUUCAAAUUACGUCGCCACCGGUUCAAGCGACCGAACCGUACGCCUGUGGGAUGUUUGCGUCGGCAAUCAUUUGCGACUUAUGACGGGCCAUAAGGCUCCCAUCUACUCGCUGGCAUUCUCGAUGUGCGGUCGCUAUUUGGCUUCCGGUUCUGCCGAUUGUCGCAUUCUGGUUUGGGAUCUAGCCCAUGGGCACCUAAUCGCAGCGCUUUGUGGCCAUUCGGCUUCGAUCCACUCGCUCUGUUUUAGCCGUGAUGGUACGGUGCUCGCAACUGGUGGACUGGACUGCUGUCUGAAGCUUUGGGACUUUAGCAAAUUGUGCGAAGAUAUCAGCGGCGAAAAUGUUAACGUUUCGCACAACCCAGAUGUACGGGACGGAGAACCGUACCUGUUGCGUUCGUUCCCGACGAAGCAGACGCCGUUUUUGACGCUGCAUUUUACUCGGAGGAAUUUACUCCUCGGCGUCGGCAUGUUCGAAGGAUCCGUCUAGUAUGGUAAGCUUGAUUAAAAACUUUUUUAUAA
Molecule: messenger RNA, 2086 nt
Organism: Sabethes cyaneus
Lineage: Eukaryota; Metazoa; Arthropoda; Insecta; Diptera; Culicidae
Gene: Taf5
Product: transcription initiation factor TFIID subunit 5
Exons: 4
Coding region: 99-2054 (651 amino acids)
Biological process (GO): transcription initiation at RNA polymerase II promoter
Cellular component (GO): transcription factor TFIID complex
Molecular function (GO): protein binding; RNA polymerase II general transcription initiation factor activity
Source: RefSeq, a predicted model, not a curated record